CAUGUUUGAAACGUGGAUUGUCUUCGCCUGCCGGUGGUGUUGUCUUCGUCCUAGUGGGUUGUUUUACUGUAUUAAAGAUUUAAUAUAGGAUGCCAGUGCACCCGCGUGACAGAAAAGAGAAUAAUCACGAAGAAAUGGACGUGGACUAUCCAGAACAAGAGGCCAGCAGCUUCGACGAAGAGGAGUCCGUGAGCUCGUCCGCCUCUGAGGAUGGAGACACUUCAGACAUGGAUGAUGAAGACUGUGAAAGAAGGCGAAUGGAGUGUUUAGAUGAGAUGACAAAUCUUGAGAAGCAGUUCACAGACCUGAAGGAUCAGUUGUAUAAGGAGAGGCUCAGUCAGGUGGAUCUUAAAUUGCAAGAAGUGAUAGCUGGCAGUGCUCCAGAAUACCUCGAACCCCUGGCCACCCUGCAGGAGAACAUGCAGAUCCGAACCAAAGUCGCAGGUAUCUAUCGUGAGCUCUGCUUGGAAUCUGUCAGGAACAAAUAUGACUGUGAGAUGCAAGCAGCCAGCCAGCACUGGGAGAGUGAGAAGCUACUGCUUUUUGACACAGUUCAGAGCGAACUGGAAGAGAAGAUCAGACGAUUGGAGGAGGACAGACACAGUAUAGAUAUAACUUCAGAACUGUGGAAUGAUGGUCUGCAGUCUAAGAAGAAUAAAAAGAAGGAUCCCCUCAGUCCUGGAAAGAAGAAAAAACCUGUCGUUGUGUCAGGACCAUACAUUGUUUACAUGUUGCAAGACCUGGAUAUACUUGAAGACUGGACUGCAAUAAGAAAGGCUAUGGCUUCAAUGGGUCCCCAUAGGGUAAAAGUAGAUGCUCCUCUGAAACCAGAAAGACACCAUCAUGUUGCACGAUCAGAAGAUGGCCGUCUGUUCUAUGACAACAAAUGGUACAGCCGGGGUCAGGCCAUAUGCAUCAACAGGAAGGAUGAAUAUCCUAUCAGGAAAGCACAAUGACAGCUUGAAGAUCAAAGAGUGCCACAAUAACCACUGUUAACCAAGACGAGGUUUGGUACAAACGUCUGGAUGGCAGCAAAUCAAAGCUUUACAUCUCUCAGCUCCAGAAAGGCAAAUACACCAUGAAACACUCAUAAGUGUUCUUCUCAUCGUCCCCCUGCUCCCUGUUUCCAGUGUGGAACCCAAACCUUCACUGGUUCGACUCCGUUCUCCGUUUGUCACUAUGACUACUCGUUCAUGCUGGAUGGACUCGGGUCUUACAUGCAUGUACCACAUGUUUGCACUUCCUAAGUUAGAGCUGCUAAACAAACACCUGGUUGCCAAGGAAACAGUGAAAUUGUGUGUGCCUUGAUGACAAGGAUGAGCCAGUAAAGCCUUGUUCAAAGCAGAAGAGCAGUGAAGCUCAACUUAUUGCUGUUGCUGAUACUGAACACAUGACAGUUUCCAUGCUUUUUAUGAAAUACAGAGUCAGUAUUUUUAUUUGUUGGUUUAUGGAGCAUGUCUUUGUGUUCUAAAACAAGUUAGUGCCAUGAAUCCUGUUCUGUGUCUGUGAGAUGCAUAAUGUUUUAAACAACAGAACGGUUCUCCAAGCUCCGCUGGGCUAGUGUUAUUUUUGUACGUGUUCUGAAAAUAAUAGAGAAUAACUUCGUGAAUUCACUCUUAAAGACUAUAAAAGGUGUAUUAAUGUAACUUGGGCUUGUGCAAGUCAUAUUUUUGAUUUGUAACUCUUAUUAUUUUCAGUUAAGCCAACCAAAUGUAGCAUAUUCUGAGCUUUUGAUCAAAUUUGUGACCCAUGUUCUUUUACAUAUUGGAUUUUUAGAGCCCAAUCAUCAGCUAGAGACUAUGAAAUUCUCUAACCGUUGUAUUUUCAGUAUUUAUCAUAUGUUCACAUCCAUUUUACAGUGUGUUAGUACUUGAGUGGUUUGUAAUUGUGUACUGAGUUACAUGAUUUGAACUUGUGUGAGUGCUUGUAUUUUAUUUACUACUGAUUUAAUUGAUGCAAUACCAAACACUACACAAACCCUGCCAAAAGAACCAUGUCUUCCAUAAGUCAUAGAGAUCCAACACAUCCUUAAUGAAAUUCACGGCUUUAAUAUCUAAGUCAGUCAUAUCUGAGUGUUAUGUGAACCAUAAAACAUGAUUUUUGUAGCAGAUAAAGAAUCUUCCUGCAAUGUUCAGAAGAAGCUCUGAAAGAGUGUAAUAAUAUUGCUGUUCUCUACACUGGAGUUUUUGUUCAGAAGUUCACCAUGGAAAUGUAACGUUCUCAUAUAAAGCUGAUUCUGCAUGGUA
This is a messenger RNA of Megalobrama amblycephala (Wuchang bream), 2246 nucleotides long. It is a transcript of the gene brms1lb, whose product is annotated as BRMS1 like transcriptional repressor b. Gene Ontology annotation, molecular function: histone deacetylase binding. The transcript has 11 exons. Gene Ontology annotation, cellular component: Sin3-type complex. The coding region runs from base 90 to 956 and encodes 288 amino acids. The record is from RefSeq and is a predicted model, not a curated record. NCBI's taxonomy places the organism in Eukaryota, Metazoa, Chordata, Actinopteri, Cypriniformes, Xenocyprididae. Gene Ontology annotation, biological process: negative regulation of transcription by RNA polymerase II.